This is a messenger RNA of Rotaria sordida, 2004 nucleotides long. The record is from the annotation of a GenBank genome assembly. Lineage: Eukaryota; Metazoa; Rotifera; Eurotatoria; Philodinida; Philodinidae.
AUGGAACAUCUAUCGAUUAAAUUAAAUGAUUUACCAGAUGAGAUUCUGAUAACUAUCUUGAAAAAAUUGUACAAUGUCGAAGUACUCUAUUCUUUAAUAGGUGUUAAUAAACGAUUCAAUACAAUUGCGCAUGAUUCAACUUUUGCAAGUUAUUUAACAUUAUUUUGUAAACAAGAUGACUUAAUCUCUCCAUUACCUGAUCCAAUGCUUGAUCGAUUUUGUUCGCAAAUUUUACCUUCGAUUCAUUAUAAAGUCAAAUCGCUUAAACUUGAAUCGACAUCUAUGGAACGUAUUCUUCUUACUACAAAUUAUCCUAAUUUAUAUGAACUUGGUUUAUAUGAUAUUGAUUUAGAAAAAGCUACAUCUCUCUUUGACGACACUACUUUUAUUUAUGUAAACAAAGGUCAAAUAUCAUCACUUGUUAUCGAUAUAAAUAAAAAUAAAAAACAAAUCUUAGUAUUCGAUACUGGUAGAGUUGUAUUUGCACAUAUUUUUACUAUGUUCAUCAAUUUACAAUAUUUAAAUUUCGGUCCGUCUUCAAUUUCCUAUCUACAAUUAUCAUUUGGCAUGUUACUUCCAACUGUUCUGUCUUCAAAUCUAUUAGAAUUACAUGUUUGUGUGUUACAUUUCAGUGAUUGUCUUUAUUUACUUGAUGGACGUUUUAAUCAACUUCAUACAUUCUAUGUUAAUAUUUGUUCCAUUUCCUCUCACAGUUUAACAAUCAAUAAUGAGGAAAAAUUACCUAAUCUAAGAUGUUUUUCAUUAUAUUGUGAUAUGCGUACAUUUGAGUAUGAUGAAUUAAUUGUACCAUUACUACAUCGAAUGUUGAACUUAGAAAAACUUGAUUUACAUCUUCAUAAUGUUGUUCGUGGUAACGGAUUUAUUGAUGGGAAGUAUUUAAAAGAAAAUAUAAUUAAUUAUAUGUUACAAUUAAAUAAAUUUGCAUUUAAUAUUCGUUCAUUUGAAUCUUCUUAUAAUCUAAUUAAUUUACCUUCAAAUGAAGAUAUUCAACAUACAUUCAAAGAGUUUAAAAAUAAUCAAAUUGUUUCUUGUGUUGAUUAUUUCCAAAAAAGACAAUGUGGUUCCUGUCAUAUUUAUUCUUAUCCAUAUAGAAUGAAAUAUUAUGAUGAUAUCACAAAUAAUUUUCCAGGUGGAUUAUUUAAAUAUGUUCAAACAGUUGAAUUAUUUGAUGAUCGUCCAUUUGAAUAUGAAUUUUUUCGUCAAAUUGCUCAAUCUUUUCCAUUUAUGAAAAACUUAUCUGUAAUUAAUGACAAACCUCAGAAGAAUAAAUUAUAUAGAAAAUCAAAGAAAGUCGACAAUCAAGAUUUAUCAAUUAUUGAAUAUCCUCAUCUUAUUCGUCUUCAUCUUUAUCAAGCUCAUGAUGAUUAUGUCGAACAAUUUCUAGUUGAUACAGAAAUAUCAUCCAACAACACGUCAUCAACAAACACAUUGUCAUCGACAAACACAUUGUCAUCGACUGAAGAACCAUUACUACCGACAUGGCAAGCAUCUGCUUGUGCCCGAUUGGAUAAAACAUUGAGCGAAAGAGCUCCGAAGCCCAUUGGACAACUACGCCAUUUAAUCGAUUCUGCAGCACAAGAAACGAAUGUGCCAGCUGAUUUCAUCGGCGCUGUCAUCUAUCAAGAGUCUAGAGGUAAUAUAAAUGUUAACACGAUAACAAAUCCAGGCAAUUUUGGAGUCGGUUCGGGUUUCAUGCAAGUAAAUGAGUAUAGAGGUGCCGAACUUCAACAACAAUAUCCUCAUCGUUUUGUUAGUCUUUAUGGUAUAGAAAAAGAAAUUAUGCUUGGUGCCAGCUAUCUUAAACAGAUGUAUGACACAUUUGCAGAUCAAGAUUGGGGCAUUACAUUUCGUGCUUAUAAUUCAGGUCAGAAUGGUGUCGAUAAAAAUAAUCUAUGCGCGAAACCAGCGGGUACUGGUGACAGUACUUAUGUCGACAAGGUUUUACAUUUUUGGGUUGACAUUUCGCAAGGCAACAUUGCAUAA